GAUUAUUUGAUUUUUGGAGGAGGGUUGAUUUGAACACUGAAUGUGUUUUUUUAGAACAAAAAGAAUAUUUCAAUUGUACUCUAAGGCUAUUGACUUGACAUUAAAAAAAAAAAAAAAAAAUUUAAUGCUCCAAAACAUGCCUGUGAAUUAUCCUUAAGUAAGCAAUAAGCAUAUCUAGUACAACUGAAUGCCUUUGAAUUAUCAACGAUUCUCCUAACUACUAUAUAAACUAGUCUAGCAAGCAACGAAUAGUGGCGUAAUACUAUUAAACUAUAUUUUCAGCCCAAAAAAAAAAAGACUUGACUGAAUUCUCCUACGUACCUACCGCCUUCACUUUGUAUAAAACUGGUCAUAGCAAUGAAUAUAGGAGUACUACUAGUUUACUACUACAUUUUUCACUAUGGGAUGGUCAUUGUGGGGUUUGACAGUUCUAGUUCAACUUCAUGGGCACAAAGGUUGCUUUGAAGAAGAAAGGAUGGGUCUUUUAGAAAUCAAGAAAUUUGUGAGGUCCAGCCCCAAUGUUACAAAUCAUCUUCUCCCUUCUUGGGUUGAUGACCAUGAGAGUGAGUGUUGUGAGUGGGAGAGAGUCACUUGCAACAUCACCACUGGUCACGUGACCCACCUCUCCCUCCACAACAUUAGGGAUUUUAUAGAGUAUGAUUAUUAUGAAAAGCACAACGCCUGGUUCCUAAAUGUUUCUCUAUUUGAGACUUUCAAGGAGUUAAGAAGUCUUAAUUUAUCAUCAAAUUACAUUGUUGGUUGGGUUGAGAAUGAAGGUUCUAUAAGUUUGUUGAGGUUGAAGAAGCUAGAGAGGUUAGAUCUUGGUUCAAACGGGUUCAAACGGAGUAUUAUACAAUCAUUGAGAUUACUUAAAUCACUCAAAACUUUGAGUCUUCGUUAUAAUAAUUUGGAAGGAUCCUUUCCUAUUGAAGAACUUUCGGUUUUCGAAGACUUGGAGAAGUUGGAUUUAAGCAACAAUGAACUCAAUGGCUCCCUAACAAUUCAAGAUUUCAAAAAUUUGUCGAAGCUAAGCAAGUUGAAGCACCUAGACCUCCGUGGCAAUCAUUUCGACGAAGGGAUUUUAAGAUCUUUGGGUGCACUGUCAGCGCUUACAUCCUUGAAAUUGGAUAAUAAUGAAAUGGAGGGCCCCCUUUAUGACCAAGGUAAUGCAAGUCUAAGAAGCUUGGAGGUCCUCAAUUUAGGAGGCAAUAAUUUCAAUGGUUCCUUGCCAAAAUAUCUUGCUAAUCUAAGAAGCUUGGAGGUCCUUAAUUUAGGAGGCAAUAAUUUCAAUGGUUCCUUGCCAAAAUGUUUAUGUGGACUCAAAAGACUUGAAGAGUUAGAUCUUAGUGAGAAUUCUUUUGAAGGGACCCUUCCAUCUUGCCUAUACAAUUUGACAUCUCUUCAACAGUUAGAUCUCUAUGGGAAUCAGUUCCGAGGAAACAUUUCAUCUUGGAUAGUUGACCUUACAUCCCUUAAGUAUAUUGAUCUCAAUUAUAACCUUUUUGAGGGUUUAUCAUUCAGCUUAUUUGCUAAUCAUUCCAAGCUUGAGUCAUUUCAAUUUAGUUGUUAUAACGAGAAGGUUGAUAUAGAAACAGAAAAUUCAGACUGGGUACCCUUAUUUCAGUUGGAGUCUUUAGUGAUAUCUAACUGUUCUCUGAAUAAGCUAUCCCAUCAACUUCCGACAUUUCUCUUUCACCAGCAUAGCUUGAGAGAACUUGAUCUUUCACACAAUGGGUUGAAAGGACCGUUUCCUGAUUGGUUGUUUAGAAACAAUACUAGGCUAGAAUCUGCCAUUCUUGACCAUAACUCUUUCACCGGUCAUUUUCAUUUGCCGCUCUGUCUUAACUCUACUUAUGUGAUAGAUGUGUCAAACAAUCAGCUCAAUGGAAAGCUUCAACGAAAUAUUGGGGAGAUCCUACCAAAUAUUCAGUACCUACAGUUAUUCAAUAAUUCUUUCACAGGUUCUCUCCCAUCCUCAUUUGGUAAUAUGAGUCUCUUGGACACACUCGACGUGUCCCUUAACAACUUCUCCGGAGAAGUACCAAAGGACUUAUUUGUCGGUUGCUCCAGCCUGUCGAUCUUGGUGUUAUCCAAUAAUUAUUUUGACGGCCAUUUAGAUUGGGUACCUUUAUUUAACUUAUCUGGGCUAUAUAUUUUAAACAUAAAUCAUAAUCAGUUCUCCGGAGCUAUUCCAAAUGAAUUACCCAAUUUCGUGGAUUUUUCUAUCUUGGAUGUUAGCAACAACAAAAUGUCGGGUAGGAUUCCUACUUGGAUAUGCAAUUCAACAUAUUAUGGUGGUAUUCUCAUGCAAAAUAAUAAUUUUGAAGGUCAAAUUCCAUGUGAAACAAUUACAUCUGAGUUUUUGGACCUUUCUCAUAACCUCCUUGAUGGAUCUUUACCUUUGUGGUCAAGCACUCGGUUAAAACAUUUACAUUUGGAAGAGAACAACUUUUCAGGAUCAAUACCAGAACCAUUUCUCAAUAUGUCGGAGCUUUGGACAUUGGAUAUCAGCGAUAAUAAAUUGUCAGGCAGCAUUCCCAGUGCCAUCAGUAAAACUUCCAACUUAAGAAUUUUGUUGCUGGGAGGAAAUCAUUUGAGUGGCAAUAUUUCAACACAGUUAUGUCAACUGACCAAUAUAACUUUAAUGGAUCUUUCAAGAAACUUAUUUUUCGGGACAAUACCUCAUUGUUUUGGACACACACUGUCUUUUGGUAUUUUUGAAGCACGAUAUUCGCAACGGGCAUUUGGUAUUUUCUUCAAUGGUAGUCGCGAUCCUGCGCCUUACGUAGCUGUUGAAAUUAACUUUGUUACCAAAUAUAGGCUUAGCUCUUACAAGGGUGACAUUCUUAUGUACAUGUCAGGUUUGGAUUUAUCCUGUAACAAUCUGACAGGUGAAAUCCCACUUGAACUUGGACAGCUACAAAGAAUUCAUGCACUAAACUUGUCUCACAAUCAAUUGACAGGUUCCAUUCCAAAAUCUUUCUCAGACUUGACUAAUGUAGAGAGCUUGGAUCUUUCUCACAAUAGAUUGAGUGGAGAAAUUCCUCCACAAUUGAUUGAGCUUACCUUUUUGGAGGUGUUCAGUGUUGCUUAUAACAACUUAUCAGGUAGGACCCCAGAUAUGAAAGCCCAAUUUGGAACUUUUGAUGCAAGCAGCUAUGAUGGAAAUCCAUUUCUUUGUGGACUGCCAUUGGAGAAAAAUUGCACCGGGAGAGAUGAUUCUCCAACGCCAAUGCAUUCCUCAGAUGUAAGUGAUGAGAGAUGGUACAAAGUUGAUCAAACGGUGUUCUUCACUAGCUUUUCAGUCACUUACAUCAUGUUUUGCCUAGGAGUAAUUACUGUUCUUUAUAUCAACACUCAUUGGCGACUGUGGUACUACAAUUUGGCUGAGGAUUGCAUGUAUUCUUGUUAUUUUUCUAUUGCAAUUUCUCUACGUAAGUUAUCAGCCUAUUUGUAUAAUUAGCUAAGGUUACUUCCUCAAUAUCUGGGAACUUUUAUUGUAACGAAUUUUAUAUCUAUGUUGAUGAAUGAUGGACUAAGAGCUUAAGAAGCAGAAUCAAUUGCACUGUUAAAUUA
Quercus robur (English oak) is the source of this 3576-nucleotide messenger RNA. RefSeq names its product receptor-like protein 56. NCBI's taxonomy places the organism in Eukaryota, Viridiplantae, Streptophyta, Magnoliopsida, Fagales, Fagaceae. Bases 401 to 3463 code for a protein of 1020 amino acids. The transcript has 7 exons. The record is from RefSeq and is a predicted model, not a curated record. Gene Ontology annotation, molecular function: protein binding.